AGUCCACCCGGAGUCGUCUGUUGCGUCGGUUGCUCGAGUCCCUUCCGUUGGCCAGAAAACUGGCGGCGGCUGGUGUGUUUGUUUUCGCCUCGUAGAUGCUGGCUGCAAUCGAGAAGCAAAAAAAAAGGCAUUGAAAGCAAUCAAAACCAGAGGCCAGCGCGGCAACAAGGAGAGAAAUUAAGCGUUAGAGCGGCAGGAAACAAACGGAAAAAAAAUCAGGCGACCCCAAUAUAAACAAUCAUCACAUAAAUACGUAAUCAACAAGCGGCCCCCCAAAAAAGCAGACAGCGACUCUUUGGCAGGCGGCCAACGCCACAGACCACCACCCACAAUCCACCACCCACCACAUCCACCCAACCAGUGAGCCACCCACCACAGCAUGUAAAGCCCAGUGGGCGGUGGGAGUGGCACACACACACAGACACCAGUUCGGAGGCGACUUUGGCUAGGUGUGGAUGAAGCGAUGUGAAGGCACAACAUUUUGCAAUAUUAAAGAACAGCCAAGGGAAGGAGGAGCCGGAGGAGCAGGAGAAGCAGGAGAAGCAGGAGGAGCAGGUGGGUCAGGUGCUGGAGGAACAGAACCUGUUGCCGACACGUCCACAAAGAGACCGGAUUGGGUGAAAGCCUGUCUGGCUGGGUGAAAGGUGAAAGCAGAGCGCCGCAACAAUGACCGUAAAUGUACUGGACUACGAUCACUUCGCCAUCAGCGCCAUCGUGGUGGGCAGUCUGCAGUUGGUCUUCUUCCUGAUCAACUCCGUGCUCCAAAUGGACAAGCUGACGGACUUUGCCGGCGGCGUGAACUUCAUCAUCAUCUCCCUGCUCACUUUCUUUCUCGGCCAAAUUGAUCGGCCUUCAAAGGCCUACGAUAGCCGCCAGCUGAUGGUCACGCUCUUCGUUUGCCUGUGGGGCGCUCGACUAUCGGGAUACCUACUAUAUCGGAUCGUGAAGCUGGGCCGCGACAAGCAGUUCGAGGAUACCCGCCGCAACAUCAUUCGCUACGCGGUCUUCUGGACCUUCCAGGCCGUUUGGGUGUAUAUUGUGUCACUGCCCGUAAUAAUAAUCAACUCACCGCGCCACUCGCAGCCACGUGCUCCAAAGACCAUGACCACACUGGACUCCACGGGCACGGGCAUGUUCAUCGUGGGCUUGCUGGCGGAGACCUAUGCGGAUCUGCAGAAGUUCUCCUUUCGCCAGGAUCCCGCCAAUCAGGGCAAGUUCUGCAAUGAUGGACUGUGGAGCGUGUCGCGGCAUCCGAACUACUUUGGCGAAGUGGUCAUCUGGUGGGGCAUCUUUGCCAUAUCGCUGAACGUGAUCAGUGGCCACGAGUGGGUGGCGAUUGCCUCGCCCAUUUUCACCACGAUGAUCAUCCUCUUUUUGUCGGGGAUUCCCCUUCGCGAACGCAGUGCCGACGAGAAGUACAAAGACCAACUGGAGUACCGGAAGUACAAAGCCUCCACCUCGCCGCUGAUACCAGUGCCACCUGCCGUCUACGUGGAGGUGCCCAGUGCCCUGAAGUUCAUCCUGUGCUGCGAGUUCCCCAUCUACGACUCCAUGCGCAUCCAGAAGGACCUCAGUCCCUACUCGCUCUCCAUAGCCCGCUCCCACUCGCACAUCUAGCAGUCAGUGGCCCACUCCAGCAGUGCGGCUGGUGUGGGUCAACUGAAUGCCCAUGGCCACUCGGUGGGUCACUCGCUGCACCGCGGACAGUGCUAUGGCGCCAAUGGCGGCGAUGCCGAGAGCCAUCACAACUGUGGCGGCAGCUGCCGGAAUGUGCACGUCAAGUCGAAUCCGUACCAGUGCGAGGCGGGCUAUGGACACUAUCCGGUUUGCCACACGGACGACGACACGGAUGACGGUAUCAUCUACAUGGACCGCACCCACUUCUACCACGACCAGGAGCAGUCGCACCAGGCGAAAUCGGUGGCGGUGCCCAGCACCAAGUGCAGCUACCUGGCCGAGGAGGAGCUGGCCUCCGACUACGAUGAGGAUGUGCCCGCCAUCGAUCUCAGCAAGGCCACCAGCGUGGAGAGCUUCGGCACCCGUGUGCAGACGGAGCACGCCGUGAAUGCCGAUGGGUUACCCGUAACAGUGACCACGAUUUUGUGAUUGCCACUCUAAGAUUGGGUCGCAAUGAACGUAAGGUUGUUCGGAUCGGGUUUUUAUAUCGCUUGUACAACAGGGUGGAACUGUUUUAUACCUUUGAAAUGAUUAUCUUCUUUCUAAUAUUCCAUAAAAAAGUAUCUAAAUUAUUCGCAAUUUUGGUAAGCAGAUCGAGUUAUUUUAAAUUUUGGUAAGCAGAUCGAGUUAUUUUAAAUUUUGGUAAGCAGAUCGAGGUAUUUUAAAUUUUGGUAAGCAGAUCGAGGUAUUUUAAAUUGUGGAAAGCGGAUAAAGUUAUUUUAAAUUUUGGUAUGCAGAUCGAGUUAUUUUAAAUAAGAUGGGCACAAAAUAAAUCAAAUUUAGAAGUCUUAAAAGUCUCAACUUCAGUAUGUAAAGGUAAAAGCUAAGAAUUGUUAGGAACUUGAAGGUAAAAAUAAUAUAAUUGUAAAUAUGAUUAUAUAAUGAUAUAAAGGAAAGUGUUAGGAGUUCCACCCUCUUGUACAGAACUAAAGCCGGGCUUUAAAGUGCUGGCUUGGAAUGAUGAUGAUCUUUUUUUGAUGAUUAAAUGCCAAAGUACCGCCGAGUACCAAGCAUCUUGGGUACUCACAGCUGUCUAACACUCUAGUCUCUAUGCUACUGUUGCUCAAAUAACUCGAAUAACUAAUGUGCCUCUUCUGUGCUCUGCGCAUCCCUAGAUUGUUGCACUCCUUCAAAGUUUACGCUAGUCUCUGUUGAAUCCGCGACCCCUCUUGCCCCAACCCACUUGAACUUCAACUAUAUAGACCUAAAGCCUACAUAUAUCUAUAUCUAUUUGUCAACUGCAUAUUGUAUCGCAUCGAACUGCGAACUGCGAACCACAAACCACACCCCACCAAGCGAAAGGAAUCGAAUCUGAAGCCAUUCAAACUGAAACAUAUCCCGAGGCAACGGCAACCCAACCAAGCAAAAGGUCGAUUUCGAUUUACACAUACAAUAAGUACAAGAAUUGUCGCAGUGAAUUACGAUAGAGGACGUUCGAUAGCCAUUGUUAUUUUAUAUACCGGAAUAUAUAUACUGAUAUCUACUAAAUAAACAAAUAGUAGCUAAAUCGAAAUAUACCCAUGUAUGUGCGUUAUCACAAAAAAAAAAAUGGUGUCUGUGUCUAGUUGGUGUCUCAAAUGUUAAGCAGUAUUAUACCUAAUGAACGAAUUGUACCUAAAUGAUUAUGCUGAGUAUGGAAACUAAUAAAACGAAACUAAACUAAA
Molecule: messenger RNA, 3341 nt
Organism: Drosophila yakuba
Lineage: Eukaryota; Metazoa; Arthropoda; Insecta; Diptera; Drosophilidae
Exons: 6
Biological process (GO): lipid metabolic process
Cellular component (GO): membrane
Molecular function (GO): oxidoreductase activity, acting on the CH-CH group of donors
Source: RefSeq, a predicted model, not a curated record